Pseudozyma hubeiensis SY62 is the source of this 1908-nucleotide messenger RNA. RefSeq lists its product as hypothetical. The record is from RefSeq and is a predicted model, not a curated record. Lineage: Eukaryota; Fungi; Basidiomycota; Ustilaginomycetes; Ustilaginales; Ustilaginaceae. The transcript is spliced from 2 exons. Bases 1 to 1908 code for a protein of 635 amino acids.
AUGGUUCCGCAUAACGUGCUAGCCGAAGAGCCGCAGGUAAUCGGUCGCGACAACGAAUCGACGCCCAUCGAGGUGCGUUCCGAGAACGAGACACCCGAAGAGAACGAGCCCGCCAUCGUCCAAAUCAUCGUUCAGCUCAGCAUCCCCGCCAAGUACACACCUCCAUCGAAGCUAAUAAAUUUGACCGCCAGCUUGAUAGGCUACGAAUCGAUCGGUUUCCCCAAGGGCGGCUUCGAGCAGAACCAGCCUUACUACAACAAAAAGACGAUCGAGUCGGCAAACGACCUCAAGCUGGAAGCAGGAUCCAUUUACCAAUUCGAAGUCUCCUUCCGAGUCGAUCACAGCACAGCACCGUACCAGAGGUGCAAGUACGGACGCCAUCACCAGAAGGUGCAGGUCAAGGCCACUUUCCCGGCACUAAUAGGCAAAAAGACGCUCGUGGCCGAGAAGAACCUCUUCUUUGUCCAGACCGUGGCCAACGCGGGUUUUUUGCCGUAUUAUCAUGUGCAUCGUGCCGCAGAAGAAUCGCUCGGCCCAAUCUUUCUCGGAUUGCGGACGCAGCACUUGACCGUUGGCGGCUACCUGCGCAUCACAUUCUCGCUAGACAAUCCAAGCCCGACGCUGCAGCUACAUUCGUUGAAACUGACCUUGUUGCAACAGACAACGCUCAAGUCUCGGGUACGUCGCAAUUACAGGGAAAUGCCGCCCUCGGAGCGAUUCGUAUUCUUUGAAGCCGGACCAGCAGAAUUGAAGAAGUGUCUUCAGCCCAACGACAACGAAACCAGUCUGGACGGACUGCUGGCCCUGGCCAAGGACGAACGCCACCAACAGCAACCGCCAUCGAAUCAGCCGGACAAUGCAGUCGACCCCUCGCCCUCAGGCUCGACAUCCAAUACAGUCUCGUCCCCAGGACAAUGCAACUGGGUGGCACGAAUAACCAAUGAUGCCGAAGCUCGAGCCUCUACUCUGCCAGGCAGCGACUGUGCUAUCCAGAUGGCACAUGGUCUGGAAGUCUCCAUCCAGUAUUCUGACCCAGCGCUCGGUGACUCUGAUGUGCGAACGUAUCGCGCUUCGUGGGGGCUCAUCUUGCCCUCGUGUGCAUGCCGUUGGCAAACCAUGCGUCUGCCCUCGUACACAGCCGAGGAUGCCAAUCCGGUGCCCAAGAUAUCGCGUGACUUUUGGGCGGGUCGCAACGAGCACGAGUCGUUCACGCAGUGCGUCUGCGGCGAGGAUUUGGAGCAUUUGCUCGAAAUGGAGCAGCAAGCAGCAUCCGAGAGCGAAGUGCAAGCCUCUUCUGCACUUUGGCGCGACAUGCUGAGCCACCGGCUUCAGCAACGCCUUUUGCGAACCGGCGUGAGCGGUCGUAGCGCCUCGUGCUCUCCUGCCAUUUCGCGGAUGGCAUCGCGGCGGGGGAGUAUGGAAGAUGUCGCCACAUCCGCUGACGCUACAGCGAGUAGCUCGGCAGCUUCUAAUGUACGCGAACGGGGAAGGCAAGGUCGUAGCGCUACGCCACCCCAUCCACCAUCCCGCUCCAACUCGGGAAUGGUUGCCGACGACGGUGUGCAAUUCGGCUUGAUCGAAGCAGACGACGAGAUCGAGUUCGAAGUGCAAGCGCGCGAAGUGCUUCACGACCUGCAACUAGACGAGCGCGACUACCAGAGGGAGUGGGACAGAUUGGUCGAGAUGCGUCAGAGGAGGAACAAGGCGCGCAACGAGUACACGUCGGUACCUCCGGGGCCUAGAGACGACGGAGAGCGCAAGCACCGUUCGCAAUCGGCACAUCCGGCCUUGCGCUUCUUCCAGAGACGUUCCGCCAGCAGCAACAACAGUCGGAGCAACAGUAGGGCGCCGAGCCCGCCUACACCGCCAGCCACGCUCGCUGAAUCCGUCGACGAGAUGCGUCUGUAG